AUGAGGGGUGAGAAUGUCACCAAGGUGAGCGCCUUCAUUCUGCUGGGCUUCCCCACAGCACCAGGGCUGCAGUAUGUGCUCUUCCUCGUCUUCCUGCUUAUGUACCUCUUCGUCCUGGUGGAGAACUUGACCAUCAUCUUCACUGUUUGGAGCAGCAGCCCCCUCCACAGGCCCAUGUACUACUUUCUGAGUGCCUUGUCAUCCUUGGAGAUCUGGUAUGUGUCCAACAUCAUCCCCAAGAUGCUGGACGGCUUCCUCCUUCAGAGGAAACGCAUCUCCUUCGUGGGGUGCAUGACUCAGCUCUACUUCUUCAUUUCUCUGGUGUGCACGGAGUGUGUGCUCCUUGCCUCCAUGGCCUAUGACCGCUAUGUGGCCAUCUGCCACCCCCUGCGAUACCAUGUCAUCAUGACCACAGGACUCUGUGUCCAGUUGGUGGGCUUCUCCUUUGCAAGUGCCUUCACUGUUUCCAUAAUCAAAGUCUGCUUUAUCUCUCGUGCUACGUUCUGUGGCUCUAACGUCUUGAACCACUUUUUCUGUGACAUUUCCCCCAUCCUCAAACUGGCCUGCACGGACUUCUCCACUGCAGAGCUGGUGGACUUCAUCCUGGCCUUCGUCAUCCUGGUGUUCCCCCUGGUGGCCACUGUGCUGUCCUACGGACGCAUUACCCUGGCUGUGCUGCGCAUCCCUUCAGGCACUGGUCGCUGGAGGGCCUUCUCUACCUGUGCCUCCCACCUCACCGUGGUCACCAUGUUCUAUGUGGCCAUGAUCUUCAUCUAUGUCCGACCUCAGGCCAUUGACACUCGGAGCUCCAACAAGCUCAUCUCUGCUGUUUACACUGUUCUCACUCCAAUAAUGAAUCCCCUGAUCUACUGUUUGAGGAACACAGAGUUUAAGGACGCCUUGAAGAAGGCUUUAGGCUUUGGCCACAGUCUACCAUAG
Messenger RNA from Elephantulus edwardii (Cape elephant shrew), 939 nucleotides. RefSeq names its product olfactory receptor 6B2-like. Lineage: Eukaryota; Metazoa; Chordata; Mammalia; Macroscelidea; Macroscelididae. Gene Ontology annotation, cellular component: membrane. The record is from RefSeq and is a predicted model, not a curated record. The transcript has a single exon. Gene Ontology annotation, molecular function: olfactory receptor activity; G protein-coupled receptor activity. The coding region runs from base 1 to 939 and encodes 312 amino acids. Gene Ontology annotation, biological process: G protein-coupled receptor signaling pathway.